Messenger RNA from Akanthomyces muscarius, 1680 nucleotides. RefSeq lists its product as uncharacterized. Bases 1 to 1680 code for a protein of 559 amino acids. The record is from RefSeq and is a predicted model, not a curated record. NCBI's taxonomy places the organism in Eukaryota, Fungi, Ascomycota, Sordariomycetes, Hypocreales, Cordycipitaceae. The transcript has a single exon.
AUGCUAUCCCUGUGUAACCCGUUCCAGUCUCACCAAGGUUACUGGAGUGAGUUUGAUCUUCACGGAAUCGAAGUUAAAGCAAAAAAACCUGUCGAGGAUACCCUGCCGUGCUGCAAAGAUAUCCGCCCGUAUUUAUGGGGCAAAGGUAUCAAAAAUCGACUGAAGGAGAUUUGGAAAAGCUCUCGGAAGCAAAAGCCAGUCCUUGUACCUUCAGGGUACGCAGAGGCUAGAUCACUGAUCGGUAAUGGCACCAAAGCGGAUUUGGAAACGCUGUCGCUCCAAGCCCAACACUUGAUCAUCGAUAUAUUUGCGGGCACUACGAACGAGUUCGAAACGAAAAACCUGGGCAAAGAAACCCCUUUGCCCUCGGAAACAAGUUUCGGACUGGUCACCCUACGGCUAUCCUCUGAUCUCCAGCUGUGGAAAGAAGCUCAACAUGCCGUCGGCAAUGUCCUCCCACCCAAAGGGUCCGGCCUGGCCCCAGCUUCUGACCUUGCCCUAGACUUCUUCGGGGCAACUAGUUGGCCAGAAGCCAUGAAAACGAACAACGCAUUGUUUGGGUGCGGCAUUGCCAAUUUACUCAUCGGAGCGGCAGACGAACCAACCAUGUUCUCCAACUAUGUGACCGAUAUGGCCUUCUACUACGAGCAUGGCUAUAACUACGUCUUCCCAUCGCUAGAAACGCUGUUGCAGCGAGGUCUAGAAGAUCGUUAUGCGAUGAGAACUCGAGGUGGGCGCGAACGACGGGACGGCGUCUAUAUUGGAAAGCAAUACAUACAGGCCAAGAUCAAGCUGGAGGAACAACAUGUGGAACAAUUAAGCAAGCGAUCGGCACGACUGGCCAGGCGUGAGGCGCAGAUUGUGUCUCUAUCGGAGAGCAGUCUGUUGGGUAUGGCGGCUGAGGCGAUGGCACAAGGCUUCGACCCAGCGGCUGUCACGAGUGAUUUGGUAUUCAGCUCUCCGGGCACUGAUGUUGUUGACGUUGGCUGCGACUUGGUAAACUCAGAGGUCAUGAACUCGUUCUUAAAUGUGGCAGACAUUACUGACACGGGCGUCGUGAGCGAAGUCGCGUUGCGCCGUGUGUAUGACGCGUACGCCGCAACAGGAGCCAGGAUGCUGACCCAAAGGUGGCAUGAGCCGGUGGCUAGGAUGUGCGCCUUGCUGUACACGUGGCACAUUCAGAACGACCGGCAUAUGUUCUUUCGCCGCGCGAUCCUAGGGUGGCCCAAAGUCCGGAAGAUGACUGCGACGCCUCCAUUCGAGGCUGAUUUCGACGAGGUAUUUGACGCACGAUACCAUACGACCGGGUACAGCAGGCCUCUCGAGCCCAAAUAUACAUGCAACGGGAAAGAGACAUGUGACCAUGUCCACGAUUUCCUCGAUCGCAACGCGGACCAACCGCUUCUGCGUGAUCUCUGGUGGGCCCUCGUUGUAGGUCCGCUGGAAUAUGUCAAGGGAGGUCAGGUCAAUGAUGAGCGCGAAGAAAAGCUUGUUCAAGCUUCACGCCUACGAAUGGCCGAACUCUAUUCCCGUGGUCUGGUGCUAGAAAUGGUUUGGCUGAUUGCGCAUGCAAGUCAUCAUGCCUGGCAGGUCAACUAUCUAUUCGAAGCCGCCAUGUUCGGCAGUAUUCUCGACGGGGAAACACUAGCUGGCAAACUCGACAGGGAGCAGAAGCGAUAG